UAGCACAACUCCCUCCUAUAUAGCUGCAGCAUCCGACCCACCUCUUUCAGAUCGUCACAACAAAAAUGCAGCUCUGUACAGCCGCUCCCCAAGCUGUCUCCAACCUCCCUAACCGCGGCCACCGCCGCCACAACCGCCAUCUCAUCACAGACUCCACCACCAACCUCAGCUCGAAACCCUCACUCCUUCACAGACAAAUCCCAUGCUCACUCAAAUCUCUCCGGCUUCACUCUCGAUUGCUUUUGGCGAGAGCAGCAACAUCAGAAGAAACUCCAAGUGGGCCCAAUCCUUAUGCUGCCGAAGAGCGCGGCGGUGGCGGCGUAUCCUUGGAGGAUGUUGUGCCCCCUGAAAAGAAUCUGUACAAUCAAACUUGGACUGAAGAAGAAGUUAAAGAAGAUGCAAAUGCGGACGCGGGUGGCCAAAUGCAGAUAUUCGAUUAUUUCAGUAACCUCGACUUAAAGUUGGAUAGUGAUGAUACGUACAACCUUUUGCUAUAUGGUGGUGGUGCCUUGUUUGCCUUGUGGUUAGCAUCAGCUGUCGUUGGAGCUAUUGAUUCUAUUCCGUUGUUCCCGAAGUUGCUGGAAGUAGUCGGUCUUGGAUACACCGUCUGGUUUAGCUCUCGUUAUCUGAUAUUCAAGUGUCAUAUCAAGAUGAGAGUGAUGUUCGAUGUUGCUGAAGUUGGUGAUCUCUCUUCAUCUCUCUGUGAGACUACUUGUGUUAAUGUUGCAUCGAUGAUCGAUAUAAUCCCGACAGUCUAGCGACUUAGACGACGCCCUAAAUUGGUACUCCCAGUAGAUGAUGGUGAAGUGUCGACAGAAGAUGCGGCUCGUAUUGCAAUGUUAAUGUCGAGGUUUGUGGCAACCAUAAUUUAGGCAAAGAAGGUGACCGAAUGUAAUAAUACGAACGGGUGACCCGUUAUUGCCUAAUAUAUUUGAAUAUGUGCUUUGGAAUAUUGCCUAAUGUAAAAAAUAAAAAAUAAAUUGUUAACGGGUGACCCGUA
Malus domestica (apple) is the source of this 1000-nucleotide messenger RNA. RefSeq names its product protein CURVATURE THYLAKOID 1D, chloroplastic. Gene Ontology annotation, cellular component: thylakoid; chloroplast thylakoid membrane. NCBI's taxonomy places the organism in Eukaryota, Viridiplantae, Streptophyta, Magnoliopsida, Rosales, Rosaceae. The record is from RefSeq and is a predicted model, not a curated record.